UGUCCGCCUGCCCUUUCACAAACUAGAACUACCCUCACCGGUCCCCCAGCUUUUUCUCAUUUAGUAUUCAAGUUUCAACUCCUCUCUCUCUCUCUCUCUCUCUCUCUCUCUCUCUCCGUCUCUCGUUUAUUCCUUCGCUUAUGUCCUCAGUAGGCCCGCCGGAGUCUGUCAGCGGCGUCGGCGUCGGAUACGGCAUCGCUAUAGCUGUUGGAAUCCUCGUCUUAAUUUCCACCAUCAUGCUAGCUUCCUACGUUUGUGUUAGAGUCAAGGCCGGCAACUUGAGUGGUGACGGUGGUAGUGGUAAUCGUAACAGCGAUAGUAGCGGUGCUGGUGGCGGUGGAGCAACAAACCACCACCACCACCACAUGGCAACCGGGCACUCGCCGGUGUUGGUGGUGGGACUCGACAAACCCAUAAUUGAUUCCUACCCGAAGCUAAUACUAGGCGAGAGCCGGAGACUGCCCAAGCCCAACGACGGCUCAUGCGCUAUAUGUCUAUCGGAGUACAGGCCCAAGGAAACAAUACGGUGCAUUCCGGAUUGCCAACACUGCUUUCAUGCCGGCUGCGUCGACGAGUGGCUCCAGAUGAGUGCAACAUGUCCCCUCUGCCGUAGUUCCCCGGUACCCUCCGCCGGCUCUACGCCGGCGGCAACUCCUCUGUCAGAAUUGGUCCCUCUGGCCUUCUACUCCAGGUGACCUUAUCUUUUUGUUUAUUAUUAUUUUGUUCUAAAAUUUCACUGUAAUUUUGUAAUUUAUGGUUCAUGUUCUUGUAUGCUGUAAACUUAAUAAGCUUUUAUAUCUGUUUUUUUA
Messenger RNA from Nelumbo nucifera (sacred lotus), 809 nucleotides. Its product is annotated as RING/U-box superfamily protein. NCBI's taxonomy places the organism in Eukaryota, Viridiplantae, Streptophyta, Magnoliopsida, Proteales, Nelumbonaceae. The record is from RefSeq and is a predicted model, not a curated record. Gene Ontology annotation, biological process: protein ubiquitination. Gene Ontology annotation, molecular function: transferase activity.